Galleria mellonella (greater wax moth) is the source of this 4435-nucleotide messenger RNA. RefSeq names its product RNA 3'-terminal phosphate cyclase (gene Rtca). Gene Ontology annotation, biological process: RNA processing. Gene Ontology annotation, cellular component: nucleus. The transcript has 9 exons. The record is from RefSeq and is a predicted model, not a curated record. Lineage: Eukaryota; Metazoa; Arthropoda; Insecta; Lepidoptera; Pyralidae. Bases 288 to 1385 code for a protein of 365 amino acids. Gene Ontology annotation, molecular function: RNA-3'-phosphate cyclase activity.
UUUGAACGACCGGCAUCUGUAAUUUUUUUUCUUCUGUGUCGAAACAUAGAAAUUUAUUUGUUUCUUCUUUGUUUAAAUAACAUAGACCGUAAUUCAUAAAAAUCGUAUUGUGUCCUUCGCGUAAAUUUUUUUAUUAAAACGAUCGUCAAAGUGACUAAUUAUUACAUAUCUUGCGUGAUUAUUCCAUUAUGAGUGUUUUGAUUAAAAAUAUUUAUUAUUUUUAAUAAUAAUAUAUAUAGAUAAAUAAAUUAAAAUUUAGUUAAGUAAUAAAAUCAACAAAAUUUGUCAUGUCUGAAUUCUUAGACAUUGAUGGAAGCGUCUUAGAAGGGGGUGGUCAAAUACUUCGCAUAUCGAUCUCUCUGAGUGCACUGUUGUCUGUACCAGUACAUGUAUACAAUAUAAGAGCUGGCCGAAGGAAACCAGGCUUAGCGGCACAGCAUUUAAAAGGAAUCCAGCUAGUGGGAGAGAUGUGCCAGGCAAAAUUGAAGGGUGUAACUAUAGGAUCUACGGAGAUAGAGUUUUCACCAGGAAAGAUUAAAGGAGGCCACUAUAUGGCUGAUACACAAACUGCUGGUUCCAUCAGUCUUCUGCUGCAAGUGGCGUUACCCUGCGCCCUGAUGGCAGACGGACCCGUGACCCUGGACCUUCGCGGCGGUACCAACGCAGACAUGGCGCCGCAGAUCGACUAUAUGGAUAUGGUCUUUAGACCACUACUGCAGAAAUUCGGUGGAGAUUUUUCUUUAAAAAUACAUAAGAGAGGGUAUUAUCCGAAGGGCGGUGGUCACGUGACCGUGGACGUGACGCCCAUCAAGCGGCUGAACAGCAUCACGUUACUGGACCCAGGCACCCUCACCAAUGUAGAGGGGAUCAGCUACGUGGCUGGUGUGCUGCCUCUAAAGAUGGCAUACGAAAUGUGCGAUGGUGUGAAGCAACAACUGCAGUCUGAAUGUGAGGAGCUGAACAUCCAGUGCUAUAAGGAGGACAGGAAUGUUGCGCCGGACAACUGUAGCGGUAUUGUCGUGUCGUGUUCGCUGAGCGGUCCUGGAGGCGCCAGUGGCAGGUGUACGGUCGGCGGCAGCGCCCUCGGGCGGCGAGGGACGGCGCCGCGGGACGUCGGCCGCCAGCUCGGCCGCCAGCUCGCCGCCAGCCUGCACGGCCGCGCCUGCCUCGACCGCUACUCGCAGGACCAAGUAAUUUUGUACAUGGCGUUGGCGCAUGGAAAAUCUGCUGUGAAAACUGAAGAGUUGACGUUACAUACCAAAACGGCUAUACACGUUGCUGAACUAGUUGCUAAGACAAAGUUCAAUGUCCAGUCGAGUGAUGACCACCACGUGAUAGAGUGUGUAGGCCUAGGCUAUACCAAUAGGAACUUACCUGCGGAGUAAAUUGAGUACAACAAAUCCAAGCAUUUCGUCUAGUCAACCUAACGAGUAUGUACCGUGUUUAAACCCUCCAUAUCACCUAUCUUAUCAAUAAAUUACUAAUAGGUUAAAAAAAUUACUCGAAAAGCAUUUAGUGAGCCAUAUGGAGACGUUACCAGAGGGAGACUUUGUACAAAAGUCGAUUGCAUGCAUUGCCAUUCCUGAGGACUCAGGUGAAACACAGCCAUGCAAACACAACUGCUUCACGGUUGAAACACGAAUUGGACAGAGGUACCGAAGCAAUCGACUUUUGUACAAAGUCUCCCUCUGAAAUAUAUUUAUUUUUUCAACCUAUUAUUAAUGUAAGGUUCCCAAAUGCAGAAUUACACAUUAAAAAUAUAUUGAAAUAUACUUAAUCAGUGUCUAUAUAUCAAUACUUACUGUACUGUAUGUGCUGUCGAUGAUUCGAGUAAAUACGAUAAAAUACGGAUAAUAAGAAAAAUACGGUAAAUAGUGUUUCUUUUUUUUUCUAAUGGGUGAAAAUGGUAUGGUAGCCCCGCCUGCGCUAACGGGAUACGCUGGCGGAGCACCAGUGAAGGGUGAUCGAUGAGAAUGAAAACAGGCCAGUUAGCCCAUCAUGAUGAAUUCAUCAGGAAUUAACAUGAUAGUUUCCAGGGGGAACCGUGAGGAGGUGGACCUGGUUGGGUAUAUUGCUAGCAAUGGGAUUUUCAGUCUCCAUUACUAACAAUCCCUUGAACCCCCGGUAAAUAGAGUUUACAGUAUGAUAUCGAAAUUAACAACAUAUUUUUAAGAGAGAGAGCUCUAUCAGUGUAAUAUUUUAUCUCAAGUGGCAAUAGGUUAAAAAAAAAACAAAAAUAUGUACUCUCCCAUACUACCUUCUUAUCUGUCCGCUGCUGAACAUAGGUUUCCUCCAUUAACUCUAAUAACGCGUUCCUUAUGGCGGUCUAUGGGAGAGACCUAUCUAACAAAAGGGGUCAAGACCGUUGUCUUGGAUCACCUGAGCCGCCAUGCUGGUAUGGUGGACUCAAAAUAUUUUCUCAAUUUUUAACUAAGUUUUUUGGGCAUAAAUGGCGUUUGUAGACCCAUGGACCCAUAAAUAUUUUGAUUUCAUCCCGUAUUUUAUUGUUAGACACUAGACAAUGUCUUAUGUCCAGUCCAGGACAAGCAGACUGUAUCCGAGUAAAAAAAAAAAGUUUUAUGUUUUUAAAUAUUUGUAUGCAGAUAUUUUGUUACCUGAUUAUGAUAUAAUAUGGUCAGGAUAGAACUGGAGUCUUGAGUAUUGUUUAACAGUCUCAAGUCCAACAAUUCUCGGUUUAAAUCUAAUUUUUUUUAGAGGUUCGGUCCCGAUAUUGAUGUAUUUGCCAAGCAAUCGUAAAAUGGGCGUUUUCUUAAUUUCCGGUAUUUAAUGUACGGUAUUGUACGAUUUUAUCGUUGCGAUAUAAUAGGAGAGUUAAAUUUGCCAUUAUCAUUGGCGUAUGCAGGAUUAUUUUUCAAAAAGGCGGGUGUAUCCCUUAAAAUGGACGAAUGUGUAUUCCCAGACAUGUUUUUGCUCAUAAGCUCCACUCUUGAUCCUGGGGUGGGCACCAGACAAUUCUGGGGUGGGCAAUGCCAACCCCCUUAAAUAUGUUGAUAUUCACAGAAAUUCAGUAUCGUAUAGUAAUAUCGAAACUAGACGUGGGUUAUAACAGGACAAACAUAAUAUUUGUUAUAACUGCUACCCAAUAAUAACAGGUUUUUUAAAUCUAUUUAUUAUAUAUAUAUAUAUAUAUAUAUAUAUAUAUAUAUAUAUAUAUAUAUAUAUUGUGGGCGAUAUUAUGGACUGUAUAUUGAUGUAUAUGAUGUAAUCAAACAAUGGGUUUAAAAGGAAAAUAACUAUAAUAAAGAAAACUACGAAAGAUAGACUACGACAGCUAAGAGCAAAAGUGACAAUUGGUGGAAACAAGUGUAUAAAAAUACAAUAAAAAUAAAAACCUUUAAAAAUAACUAAGGAGUUCGCAACACAUAUAUAUAUAAAUAUAAAGUUAAAAGAAAUAAAAAAAAACAAAUUCUUCCGCGUUUUAAAUAUAUAUUUAUCUGUUACUUGGAUACAUUACCAAUACUCUGUUACUUGGAUAUGUUACCAAUACUCACUGCAACGUGAAAUUGAUUUGCAUUAAUGUCUGCUAUUCUACAUCUAAAUCUAAAUAGAAAUAAUAAAAUCGUACGAUAUCGUGCCGUAUGGUAAAUAAUAAAAACGCCCAAUAAAUAAUAAAUUAUUAUUAUUUUUUUAUAUGUAUGUCUAAGGAUUAAUAUUAAAGACUAAUAAAAAGGUUGUGAUGUUUGAUUACUAGAGUAAAACUCGAGAGUGGAUGAUAUCUGCGCAUACAGAUGGCUAUAAUUUAAUGUAUGCGCCUAAAAUAAUCUACCACCAUACGUGUUUCAGCCGCCAAGCGGCUGUGCUUGUGUGGCCGAGGGUCGGCUUAGGGACUACUCACACUUAUUCAGCUCUAUUCAACGUUUGUCCAUAGAAAACGAUUUUGUAUGGAGACGUGUACGCAUCCAUUCAGCUUUCCGCGUCAUGAAACAAUGAGGAUAAAUGUGUAUUUAUCAUGCGAAUGCUAUAGAGAGCGUUCAGCGCUGUUCCGCCGCGUUCAGCGCUGUUCCGCCGCAUUCAGCGUCGAAAGGAGCUGAAUAAGUGUGAGUAGUCCCUUAGAGUGAGAAUUGAUAGUAAAAUUACAAGGUACAGAGUACACAGGCCUAGUAAAUUAGUUUUGAAUGUUCUCACCCGAGGAGUUACAGUGUAUUCUGUGAUGGCCAUGGUAUGAUAGUUCAUAUCUAUAAGCGAUAGGCACUAUUUUCCAUCACGUGGGCUUAUGUGUUUGUGUGAAAUUUUAAGUCGGAUAAAUAUGUUUAUUGAGACUGAAAUUGAUUGGAAUGGAAGGCUGCUAUAAAAUUAUUAUUUAUAGAUAACUUUAUACAAGUAAAAUAGUUGGCAUGUGGCAAGUGGAAAAAUAAAUAAUUUGUUUUUUUUUUUUAUUUCCAUAGAGUCGCAAUUUACGAUUGUCGUUUACUUU